Crotalus tigris (Tiger rattlesnake) is the source of this 2228-nucleotide messenger RNA. Its product is annotated as olfactory receptor 11H6-like. Gene Ontology annotation, biological process: G protein-coupled receptor signaling pathway. NCBI's taxonomy places the organism in Eukaryota, Metazoa, Chordata, Lepidosauria, Squamata, Viperidae. The transcript has 3 exons. The coding region runs from base 98 to 1255 and encodes 385 amino acids. Gene Ontology annotation, molecular function: G protein-coupled receptor activity; olfactory receptor activity. The record is from RefSeq and is a predicted model, not a curated record. Gene Ontology annotation, cellular component: membrane.
GCAUCACUGUAAGAAUGGAUGACAGCUUUUUCUCAUUCCUUAAUCCUAACACAUUUCAACAUCCUUUCCAUUGGAGGGAGUAACCCUGAGGUAAAGCAUGAACUAUUCUUAUAAAAUGAGGAUUUACUUUGUGAGGAAGGACCAUGGAGGAGUUAAUUUGAUCAGCUACCACCUUCUCAAGAAAGAAGAGAUUUGGUUGGUCAGGAAGAUGAUGGUAUCGUCCAACUGGACUUCGGUUGAGGAAUUCGUGUUGCUGGGAUUUGGAAUUGGACCACACAGCAGAUUGCUGCUCCUCAUCUUUUUCACUAUUCUCUAUGUGCUCACCUUGGUUGAGAAUAUCACCAUUAUUAUCUUGGUGCUUCUGGACACCCACCUGGGCCAGCUACCUAUGUACAUCCUGCUGAGCAAUUUCUCCUGGUUAGAAAUGUGCUAUGUCUCCACAACGGUGCCUCGCAUGCUCUUUGAUUUAGCAGUCCCUGGUGGCAUCAUCUCCUUCAAUGAGUGUUUCAUCCAGUUCUACAUCUUCUUCUCCCUUGGCUGCACCGAAUGUUUUUUCCUCUCAACAAUGGCUUUGGAUCGGUAUGUGGCCAUCUGCCGCCCUCUGCACUACCCACACAUUAUGUCUCACAGCUUCUGCUACCUUAUGGUGGCUCUUUGUUGGAUUGUUGGCUUUCUGUGGUACCUUGUUCCAGCAAAGUUGAUCUCUAAGUUGUCCUUUUGUGCUGCCAACGUCAUUGACCACUUCUUGUGUGAUCCUGGUCCAAUCCUAUCCUUGGCUUGCCCUCCACUUGGAAAAGCUCCCAUUUUCAGCCAGAUUUGUCUCAAUGGUCUCCUCAUAGGCAAUAUCUCCUUUGUUGUGGCCUCCUACAGCACUGUGAUUUUCACUCUAGCCAAGACCUCCGACAGUCUUAGGAAGGGCUUUUCUACCAUCUCUUUCCAUUUAAUUGUGGUCUCACUUUUCUAUGGCUCAGUGGCAGCGAUGUAUUUAUUGCCAGGUGGGGAAAGUCAAUUAGGGGUCACAAAGGCUGUGACCCUCUUCUAUACCGCCAUUACACCCUUUCUCAAUCCUUUGAUCUAUUGUCUGAGGAACAAUCAAGUGAAGGAAGCCCUUGGCAGAUUGCUAACAAGAAAGGUGAUAACCUGCAUCUUGAAUUUCACCUGGAAGCAUACCAUUAACCGCUGCAGCUCACAAAGAAGGAAAGCACAUGCUCACCAUUUCCCAUUGCAUUCUGGGUCAACUGACGCUUCCAAGUAGUCUUCAAGGGCAGAUCUAUCUAGAGUGCAUUGCAGUAAUCAAACUACAAGGUGACUCAGACAAGAGUGACCAUCUGAAUGGCUUUCUAAUACAGGACAGGGUACAAAUGGUGCAUAAGAAGCUGUGCAAAUACCGAGAGAACCUCCAGAUUGGGAACUACUUUUGAAUGUGGAUGUGCAAUCUAAGAUUAAAGGUGGAAAACCCAUCAUCAGGGGGGGGGCAUAAAAUCCACAGCUAGUCAGUAGGAUUAUCUCAAAAUCUGCUUCUCCCCAUCCAGAUUGGCACAACUUUUAGACACUGAGAUAAGACCUCAACCUGGCCAGCUUGGGGUCAGGAGUUUUAAAUGGGUAUCAUCAGUAUAUCAAUAAUAUUGUCCUCUAAGCUAGCAGAUGAUCUAAUGCUAUGGUUUCAUGUAAAUAUUAAACUGGGGUGGAGAGAGGAAUGAGCUUCUGACACCCCACAAAGGAAAGGCCAAGACCUCUUUCCUAUCAACAAAACAUGUUUUUAAAUAUCCUGAAACAAAGUUUAAUGCUUGUCAGGUAUCUGAAUCUGGGAACUAAAGGCUUACAAAAUCUCAAACAUUUGAGAUAAGGGGAUAUUGUAUAUUGUUAGUUGUUAUACAAGAAGAAAUAUAGGUAACAAAAAUAGUCUCCAGGGAGGUGGGUGCACUGUAAUAUUUGUAUUUUUAUAUUGUUUUUUAUUUAAACUUAUAUGUAUUAUGUUUGUAUUAUUUGAAUGUGAAUAAAAUUAUUUUAAAAAUUUCAAACAUUUGUCAGAUGAACCUAUAACUUUCUCAUAUGCUUCAAAAAAUGACAACAAUAAAAUAUUCUCCAAUGAAAUGUAGCAGAUUUUAUUUUGAAAUAAUUUUAAUAGGAUUGCAUAGUAAGGUCUUUUAAGAACAAACACAACCCAUAGUGUUAAAAUAUUCAAGGAUUCUGUCUGAAUGUAGUGGAAUUGUGGACGAAACAAACUC